This is a messenger RNA of Myzus persicae (green peach aphid), 1608 nucleotides long. RefSeq lists its product as uncharacterized. The record is from RefSeq and is a predicted model, not a curated record. NCBI's taxonomy places the organism in Eukaryota, Metazoa, Arthropoda, Insecta, Hemiptera, Aphididae. The transcript has a single exon. Bases 1 to 1608 code for a protein of 535 amino acids.
AUGGCGCCGCAGCUGCUCGCGGCAUCCACUAGGUUGGAUAAUCUGUUGGCUGGGUUCGAGAUUGAGGACAGUGCUGUGUUUGACGCUUAUUGCGGUCUGAAUAUGUUGAGCGAGUACACGACCGACCUUAACGUUGAAGUGAACGGUUGGGUAGAUUAUAUCAGGUCUAUUGUGUCACGCUACCAUGUUCAACCUGUGUCGCCGACGGCUCCCGCUGCCGGAGGUGACCCUCACGUGGCACAAACCCGCGUUUUCCGUCGACUACCCGAAAUUCCGUUACCGCAAUUCGACGGCGAUAUUCAUAAGUGGCCUGCAUUCCGUGAUCAGUUCCUCGCUGUAGUGUCUCAAUUUCCGGACAUACCCGACAUCGAGCGAUUUUACCACUUGCGCAGCUGCAUUCAUGGAAGCGCUGCCGACAUAAUUCGUGGUAUACUGGUUUCGGGAGCCACGUUCGCCGUAGCCUGGGCCGCAUUAGUAUCGCGUUACGACAAGCCGCGCUUAGUCGCGGGAUCUUUCGUCGACCAAUUGUUACAAGUCCCUGUGUCGUCCGUGGAUAGUUUGUCGGACCUGAAUAAAUUUAUGUCGGUAUUCGGUGAAGGUAUUUCAGUCCUUACCGCAUUACAGGUUCUAGACUUAGGCGAUUUCAUUUUAUUUUCACUGGCGUCACGUUGCCUUUCGUCGUCGUGUCGCACAUUGUUCGAGUCGGAGACGACAAGUGACUUUCCCACGGUGGAGGACUUGUUCAAAUUCAUUAAAAACCGUAUUGCUAUUCUCGAGCGCGUACAGGUCGUCGCCGGUAAACAGGCAGUGCUCGCGUCCCGUCCUAAGGACCGACCGUCUGCGCCGUCGAAGUGGUCACGUAAAGUGGAUCGACCAUCGCCGACAUCAUUAGUCUCAGCUGUGCCAGUACCGGCGCAGCCGCCGCGCACAUUGUCGUGUCAAUACUGCAAUAAUUCACACGCGCUCGAUGUGUGCCGUAAAUUUAGUUCACUACCCGCGGAUGAACGCACGAAAUGGGCGCGUGCUCAACGUAUUUGUUUCUCGUGUCUCAGCCCCGAUCACUGGUCACCCGUUUGUAAGGCUCCCGCCAAAUGUGCAGUUUGUUCACGCCGUCAUCAUAGUUUAUUACAUCCGACAACUAAGGACGCUGCGCCGUCAUCGGAUGCGGAAUCAGCUCCCAUCCCGACAUCGCUAUUAUCCGGGCUCGGGUCGCCGUCCGUCGUGCUUUGCACGGCAUUGGUACACAUCCGUGAUCGUUCUGGAAGUUUCCAAGUAGCCCGCGCGUUGAUUGAUUCGGCGUCACAAAUAAACGCGAUCUCACUGCCAUGCGCGAAGCGGCUAGGUCUCCGUUGGUCAACUUGGUCGGCACCAAUUUCGGGUUUGGCCGGCGUGCCGGUAGUCACGGUACAAGGACGAGUCGAUUGCCAUGUUGUGCCGCGCUACGCGUCCGAUCCAGUUUUAGCGUUCGAGUCAUGGGUUCUACCGUCUAUAACCGGUGAUCUCCCGCGGCAUUCGUUGGAAUCGUCUGUACGGGAUAAGUUUUCGCACUUGGCGUUGGCGGACCCGGAUUUCCAUAUCGCCGCGCCGGUUGAUCUAUCAAGCCAAUAG